CAGAGUGAUUGCUCAGAUGUGACUUGCUGAAGUCUCAACAUGAGAGAGGACUUUUCUCUCAUUGGACUCAUUUGAGAACAAAAUUUUCAAAAUUGUUACGAACUUUUACGAAUACGAAUUGUUACGAAUAUACCUUGAGGGAUGAAAGGCUUAACGAUGCGACCGGUCGCGACGUUUUUCUUGGUUUUGACAGUCAAAGCGCUGACGGAGAGAAUAGGUAUUAAUGAUUAUCUCCCGCUGAUUUUUGACGUUCACAAAUAUUACCGUACAUCGUGCGUUAUUUUUGUUCAUCACGGCAAUUAUGAAGAUCUGAAUCUAACGUCAAUGAUGCACAUGUGGUCGCGCGAGUUUUCGCGACAGAGAGUCAUAACUGUGACUAUGACUUUUGUGAACCUGCUGAGCGAAUAUAACGAAUAUCGGAAGAUUGUGCGGCCGUUGUUCGUCAUUAUUCUAAACUCCAAGGAGAGCAUCAAUGAAUUUGCCAGCGUUACCAAGAGCAUAAGGCCCAUCUCCUUCCCUAUCUGGCUCAUCCUGUUUCUUCAGGAUCCUGAACACGCCCUCGAGGCACAAUGCAAACAUCCUACCUAUAAUAUAUUUAACGUGAACUUCAACACCAUAAUGUUGGUCUUCUGCUAUGGCCAGCCGAUUUUGACUGAAUGGUACGCCAUAAGCGAUAAUCGCACCCGAACAUUCGAGCUCGCCACGUGGAGUCCCGAUAGUGGUCUAUUUUUAAGGACUCGGAAGAGCCUUUACGGCAGGAGAAGCGAUCUGUUCGGCGAGGUUGUGCGCGUGGCAUCUGUAUAUGAAUCGCCGUUUAUCCUGCUGGAGAACGGCACGGUCGCCGGGUUCCUCGGGGCUUUGCUGUUGGAGCUAAGCAAAGUGAUAAACUUCAAGAUGCAGCUUCUGGAUCAGAUGGAGGCGUACGGCAGCUGGAAUCAGCAGACAGAAUUGUGGACUGGCGUGGUCGGCCAACUGGUGGCCGACCAAGCCGACCUCGGCGUCGGAGAAUUCUCGGUGACGCCGCACCGAUUAGAUGUCGUGGACUUUACGUUGCCGUUGAUAUACUCGCGGAAUCGCCUCUAUAUAAAGCAGCCCGACCGCUCCGACGUGCAUUGGCUCGGAUAUUUUCAGGCGUUCGACUUCAAAAUCUGGGCGGUGAUAUUGUCGAUAAUCGUGUGCGCUCCUAUUUUGUUAGCCAUUAUAAAGGCGAAGGGAUGUGUCACGAUAAGUCUGGUAAUGGAGAACUACAUGCACGUCUGGAGCAUAAUUUGCCAGCAGGGUCUGUCGGAAUUUCCCAACGAGUCGUCGAUGAGAUUGGCUUUCCUCUCGAUUUUUGUCUCGUCAUUAAUAAUCCAGGCCGCUUAUUCCGCUUCGUUGAUCAGCUUUCUGACGCUCCCCAUGGCCAGUCUGCCUUUCUCUACCGUGGAGGGUUACGUCGAUGACGGCUCUUAUAAAUUAAUCGUUAUCAAGAACAGCGCCGAUUACGACAUGUUUUACAAUGCCAAGAAUUUCAUCUUGCUGAAGAUGAAUGAGUCGAUGAAGGCGAAGGAACUGUUGCCGCUCAUUGAGGAGGACGGAUUCAAGCAAAUUUGCGAGGAGAAGAAAGUGGCGUUUUAUACGACGGAGGUGUUGAAGAACGCCGUACAUGAGCAUUGUAAGACCGUGUUCAUUGAGACCGGUAAAUCCGAUAGCAUAGCGAUGAUCCUACGGAAGGAGAGUCCUUACACCGGCAUCCUGAAUUAUCAUAUACGACGAUUUUUGGACAACGGUGUCAUGAGUAGAUUGAAAGAGGAGUAUCUCUCAACGACCAAUCCCCCGAAAGUUCGACUCACACAGGUUGGUCUGCGGGGCAUAGCGCCGCUUCUGGCGAUGGUGGCAGGCGGCAUAGUCCUGGGAAUAUUUAUUCUGAUGCUCGAGAAAGCGUAUUAUGUUUUCAAAAGCAGGCGCAAGAUCGGCUUGACUAAGAAACGACAGAGCGACAGAGUUGCUAGGAAACCGCGAGGAAGAAACAGCAAAGUAAAUGUGAAACUUCCACCAUUCUACAAUACGAACUACUACGGAAGACCGAUUGGCUACUGGCCAUGAUGCGUUGUUGGAGAACGGAAAGUUCUCGAGAAAGAACUCUUCCGCAUUUUCGACACUUAUUUCCCAGUGAUAAUCGGACUCCGGAAUAAUUCGACUACAACGAUGCACGACUUAAAUAUCUGUUUGCCAGCUUGUACAUGACUGUCCCGACUGUGUCUUUAUUUAAAUCUACUCUUCGCAACUGUGCUCCCAUCGACGUCUGUUUGUCUCCCGAAAUACUUCGCUUCCUUGCGACAAAGCACAACGGACGGUGCA
Messenger RNA from Harpegnathos saltator (Jerdon's jumping ant), 2340 nucleotides. RefSeq names its product glutamate receptor ionotropic, delta-1-like. Lineage: Eukaryota; Metazoa; Arthropoda; Insecta; Hymenoptera; Formicidae. Gene Ontology annotation, molecular function: ligand-gated monoatomic ion channel activity. The transcript has 8 exons. Gene Ontology annotation, cellular component: membrane. The record is from RefSeq and is a predicted model, not a curated record. Bases 142 to 2085 code for a protein of 647 amino acids.